Molecule: messenger RNA, 2123 nt
Organism: Solanum pennellii
Lineage: Eukaryota; Viridiplantae; Streptophyta; Magnoliopsida; Solanales; Solanaceae
Product: cell division cycle 20.2, cofactor of APC complex-like
Exons: 5
Coding region: 418-1779 (453 amino acids)
Biological process (GO): positive regulation of ubiquitin protein ligase activity; positive regulation of anaphase-promoting complex-dependent catabolic process; anaphase-promoting complex-dependent catabolic process
Cellular component (GO): anaphase-promoting complex
Molecular function (GO): anaphase-promoting complex binding; protein binding; ubiquitin ligase activator activity
Source: RefSeq, a predicted model, not a curated record
AUAAACAUCAAAGUUACCCAAAAUACCCCUAGAUAUAUGCAGAGGGCACAAUUUAUUAGUCCAAAUAAAUAAAUAAAUUACAACGGCUAAUCAAAUGAAAUAUAGCCGUUGGAGACAAAAACCCUAGAAUCCUCAUACUGCAGACAAAACCUUCUGAAGAAAUUUGUAUAAAUCCAUCAAUGAACUAAGAAGAACUUCACCAAUCUUUCUCUCUCUAAGUUUCUCAAGCGAACAAGCAAGCGAUUUCGUCUCGUGAUUUAUAUUUUUCUGUGCAAUUAUAACUGUUUCAUUUGAAUUUGUUUGUCUAUAAUCUGAUUUUGGUUUUGCAGGGUUUGUUAAUCAAGGUGUUUGAUUCUUUUUCAUUUGUUAUCUUUUUUGUUCUUGUCGAUAUUUGUUUUUUUCUUUUUGUGCUAAUUAAUGGAUGCAGGAUCACACUCUGCCUCAUCAAAUAAGAAACAGUCUCGUUGCCCUCUUCAGGAACAACUUCUUCAACGAAAAAAUUCUCGUGAUAAUUUGGAUAGGUUUAUUCCAAAUCGAUCAGCGAUGGAUUUCGACUAUGCACAUUACAUGCUGACAGAGGGACGGAAAGGUAAGGAAAACCCAGCUGUUAGCUCUCCCUCCAGAGAGGCAUACAGGAAGCAGCUUGCAGAAACUUUCAACAUGAACAGGUCUCGCAUUCUGGCAUUCAAGAACAAACCACCAACUCCUGUUGAGGCCAUUCCUAAUGAGAUUGCCUCUGUUCAACAUAACAAAACGGCAAAGCCCCGUCGAUACAUUCCUCAGACCUCUGAGAGGACAUUAGAUGCACCAGAUAUCAUGGAUGAUUACUAUUUGAAUUUGUUAGACUGGGGCAGCAGCAAUGUUCUUUCUAUUGCUCUUGGCGGCACUGUGUAUCUGUGGGAUGCAUCUGAUGGUGCUACUUCAGAGCUAGUCACUGUUGAUGAAGAAAAUGGCCCAGUUACAAGUGUUAAAUGGGCUCCUGAUGGUCGACAUAUUGCUGUUGGUCUUAACAAUUCUGAAGUUCAGCUUUGGGAUUCUACAGCAAAUAGACUGUUGAGAACUUUGAAAGGCGGUCACCGAUCCCGAGUUGGUGCUCUAGAUUGGAACAAUCACAUUUUGACAACUGGGGGAAUGGAUGGUCAAAUCAUAAACAAUGAUGUGAGAAUAAGAAAUCCCAUUGUUGACACUUACCAAGGACAUCAUCAAGAAGUCUGUGGUCUAAAAUGGUCAGCCUCUGGCCAGCAAUUAGCUAGUGGUGGAAAUGACAACCUCCUCCACAUAUGGGACAGAUCAACGGCUUCUUCCAACUCUACAACACAGUGGCUUCACCGGCUGGAAGAUCACACAGCUGCUGUUAAAGCCCUUGCUUGGUGUCCUUUCCAGGGUAACUUAUUGGCCUCUGGUGGUGGUGGAAGUGACAGGUGCAUAAAAUUCUGGAAUACCCACACUGGUGCUUGCUUGAACUCAAUCGAUACAGGAUCUCAGGUUUGUUCCCUGCUGUGGAACAAGAACGAACGUGAGCUGCUAAGUUCUCAUGGUUUCACUCAGAAUCAGCUCACCCUUUGGAAAUACCCUUCUAUGGUUAAGGUAGCUGAGCUAACUGGCCACACAUCUAGAGUACUUUUCAUGGCUCAGAGUCCAGAUGGUUGCACAGUUGCAUCGGCAGCUGGAGAUGAAACUCUCAGAUUCUGGAAUGUAUUUGGGACUCCAGAAGCAGCAAAACCUGCACCAAAGGCAAAUCCUGAACCAUUCGCUCACCUGAACCGUGGUAUCCGCUGAAUGACAAUGGAAAAUUGCAUGCUGAAGAUUUCUGUACAGUCUUGUUAAUACAUACACACAUACAUACCGGAACAAACGACUGCAUAUAAACUGGAACAAAGGACUGCUGACUAAAGAAGACUAUAAAUUAAGUUCUAAUUAUAUUUACUAUAUUGGUAACCUGGACCAGACCAACUGCUGUAUGUAAAAAGAGAACCUUUUUUCUCUUUGUUUGAUUUUUUGAUUCUAUUACAGUGGCUGCACACCAAUAGUGACAAUAGGCCUGUCCAGGAAUAUUCCCUUGUACAGUUUUCUGAUGAUGAUGUAUUUCUCAAUACAAUACAACAUGAUUUAUUUUGAAACCA